GCGUCCGAGAAGGAACGAGCGUGAGGCGCCCGAGCGAGCGAGUGAGUGAAAGUGGUGCCGCCCGCCGGCCGCAGGCGCGGCGGGUGCCCGGCGUUUCCCCGCCUCCCUGGCUUGGGUUUCCCUAAAUAAGGCGGGCGUGCACGGUAUAGCUCCGCCGCACCUCCUUGCACGUCCUUCCUCGAAUAGGGCCUUCCCGUCCCCCGCCGCCCGCGCCCCCGCCUGGGCUGGGCGCGCCAUCCCCACAGCGCAGCCUGUGUAGCCUCCGCAUCCCGGUCCCCGGCCCCUUCCCUGUCGCCCCGCCGCCCCGCCGCCCGAGCGGUCGCCGCCCGUUCCGCCGUUCCUCCGCUGCCACCGCUGCCUGCACCAUGGGCAGUGAGCAGAGCUCCGAGGCCGAGAGCCGACCCAACGAUCUGAACUCCUCAGUGGCCCCUUCUCCAGCUAAGCAUAGAGCCAAGAUGGAUGAUAUUGUGGUUGUAGCUCAGGGCUCCCAGGCCUCACGGAAUGUCAGCAAUGAUCCCGAUGUCAUCAAGUUGCAAGAGAUUCCAACCUUCCAGCCACUUUUGAAAGGGCUGCUGAGUGGCCAGACUUCUCCAACAAACACCAGACUGGAGAAGUUGGAUUCUCAGCAUGUGCUGCAGCUCUGCCUCCGUUAUCAGGAUCACCUCCGGCAGUGUGCAGAGGCUGUUGCUUUUGAUCAGAACGCUUUGGUCAAACGAAUCAAAGAGAUGGAUCUGUCUGUAGAAACCCUCUUUAGCUUCAUGCAGGAGCGCCAGAAAAGAUACGCCAAAUACGCCGAGCAGAUCCAGAAGGUCAACGAGAUGUCGGCCAUCCUGCGCCGUAUCCAGAUGGGCAUCGACCAGACAGUGCCGCUGCUGGAGCGGCUCAACAGCCUGCUGCCCGAGGCCGAGCGCCUGGAGCCCUUCAGCAUGAAGCCUGACCGCGAGCUCAGGCUGUAGCUGCCUCCCCCCACCGGCUGCGGUCGGGGGACCGCUAGGGCCCCAGGACGCUUGGAACCGAAGGCGUCGGAGGUGACCGAAGGCCACUGGGGGUGUUGACGCUCCCUGAGGGCACGGGAAGCAGUCCAGCCGUCCUGGAGACUGCGAUGCCCCAGCCCUUCCCUUGACGCGCUCUCCCUCUGCAAAGCCAGCAAACCUACUCUCAGUGGUCACCGAAGUUGCAAUGUUUCAACUAUUAGGGAUUCUUUACAGAACUCUGCCUUGGGACUUAUUUUUAUUUUGCGUAGUUUUUUUUUUUAAUUGACAGUGUAUAUUAUCUAGUCUAGCUUGCAGACUGAAAAUAUGAAGAGAAGGGGAGAAAUAUUUUAAGAAGCUCUGUGUCCUUGACGCCUUCGUGAAAUUUUUCUCAGUAGGCUGUCUUGUGGGUUGUAAACAUAAAGAACUAAUUUAAUCCA
Molecule: messenger RNA, 1411 nt
Organism: Delphinapterus leucas (beluga whale)
Lineage: Eukaryota; Metazoa; Chordata; Mammalia; Artiodactyla; Monodontidae
Gene: BORCS5
Product: BLOC-1 related complex subunit 5
Biological process (GO): organelle transport along microtubule; positive regulation of anterograde synaptic vesicle transport; lysosome localization
Cellular component (GO): cytoplasmic side of lysosomal membrane; synaptic vesicle membrane; BORC complex
Source: RefSeq, a predicted model, not a curated record